Gloeophyllum trabeum ATCC 11539 is the source of this 739-nucleotide messenger RNA. RefSeq lists its product as uncharacterized. The record is from RefSeq and is a predicted model, not a curated record. The transcript has a single exon. The annotation marks the transcript as partial. Lineage: Eukaryota; Fungi; Basidiomycota; Agaricomycetes; Gloeophyllales; Gloeophyllaceae.
GAAGGCGCUGAUUACUUACGACAGAACUCCGGCGCCUUCGAAGAACGGUAUCAUCCAACGGCGGUCAUUCGCGAUCGACAACCCUGCCCAGUCCUUGCCGAGUUCGUGCCCAUACAGUUUGACCCCGACCGCCCCGAUGACCUUCGCGAAAUCGAGGAAGUCAACGAAUACGAACCCAACUCAAUCACACGCGCCCGCUGGAUUCGCCCUAUCCACCGCCGAAAGCCCAACCAACGAGUUGCGCACGCCAUACUAUACUUCCGCGAUCCGCAAACGGCAAACAGCGCUAUUACUUCAGGGCUAGUUAUCUGUCAGAAGCGUCUACGUGCACGUCGGGAAGCUGCGGAACCAAUCCGAUGCGCAAGGUGCCAAACCUACGGUCACAUCGCAAGGGACUGUCAAGCUGAAGGAGAUACAUGCGGAACGUGCGGCAAGGACCAUCGCACGACACAAUGCUCCUCCAGGAUGGUAUACUGCACUAACUGCCACACUACUGACCAUGCUAGUUGGAACAGGGACUGCCCCGUCUUCCGACGGGAAUGUGAGCGGCUCGACAUCCGACGCCCUGAAAAUUCACUCCCCUAUUUUGUUACUGACGAAGCCUGGACACAGACCAUGUGCAUCCCGCUGACCUCCGCCCUAAACCCCAGCCUCCGUCGAUCAGUACCUCUGGACACCCUGCUCAAGACACAGCAACCGAUCCCACGACGUGAUCACAGCAUGUCAUCGCAACGUUCGG